Molecule: messenger RNA, 5497 nt
Organism: Phodopus roborovskii (desert hamster)
Lineage: Eukaryota; Metazoa; Chordata; Mammalia; Rodentia; Cricetidae
Gene: Peg3
Product: paternally expressed 3
Exons: 9
Coding region: 725-5335 (1536 amino acids)
Biological process (GO): negative regulation of transcription by RNA polymerase II
Molecular function (GO): DNA-binding transcription repressor activity, RNA polymerase II-specific
Source: RefSeq, a predicted model, not a curated record
UUUUAGACAAAUAUAUGCUUGUCCUUUUCCCCCUUUUCUUCUUAGAUUUUGCGUUGGGGCAUCAUUAGUAGGUAUUUCUCUUUCACCUCGAUUUCUUUUGGGGGGGCUGCAACCCUUCACACCCACAUCCCAUCCCCCUUUUCCAGACCCUGCUUGGGGGCCCCUACCACUGACUCCGUUGACGUCAACCCCGUGCCUUGGCGCCAAGCUGUUGCCUUGACAACCGCAGUCGGAUUGGCAGGGUGUGGGAGGCGUGGCGAGGGCCCGAGGCGGGCACCAGGGGCUCGGAUUGGUCAGAGGAGAAGCUCCGCCUCUGCAGUGGACCCUGACAAGGAGGUGUCCCGCAGCCCUUGCUGCAGACGCUGGGGAGUCAAGAGUCGCGGGAGGACGAGCAUCGGAGGAGAAGCAGAGAGAUGUCCACCCUGGGCUGGUGGCGCCGCUGGGCGCCCGGUUCAGUGUGGGCGCACUAGACGGCCGACCUCGGUCGGGCUGUGUGCGCAGAGUGCGGUGCACCGGGAAGCUCUACCUUCUUGAUCUUCUAUCCUUCUUGGAGACAACUGGCGAGAGGAAGACUGACUAGGUCCUCCAACAGCUAGGCGGCUGGUCCAGGCAGACCCUCACGGCAAGAGGAGAUCAGCCAGCCAGCCCUGAAAAGCUCAAGCCCUCGGGUGUGAGCAAAGUAGACAACUGUGAAAAACUCACCACUCCACUGGAGAAUUACAAGAUGUACCACCAGGAAGACGACACCAACAGUGACAUGACCAGUGACGACGACAUGAGCCGGACUGGGAGAGAAACCCCACCACCUCGAUCGUCCCAUUCUUUCAGCAGUGACCGAGACCAGGAGCGCAGGGGCAGGAGCAGAGAAGUCGAGCCUCGAGACCGCUGGGCAUACACCAGGAAUCCCAGAAGCAGGCUGCCUCAACGGGAUCUUUCCCUUCCUGUGAUGUCAAGACCCCAUUUUGGACUGGAGAGAGAUAAUGACAGACGUUCCUUGGAUUAUGAGUCUCGAUCUGAGGAUGCUGAGUCAUACCAGAAUGUUGUGGACCGCAAAGAGGACAAGAAGCCUCAGAAUCCAAUUCAGGACAACCUGGAGAACUACAGAAAGCUGCUCUCACUGGGAGUACAGCUUGCCGAAGACGACCGACACUCUCACAUGACACAAGGUCACUCUUCGAGACCCAAGAGAAGUGCCUACCCAAGCACCAGCCGAGGUCUGAAACCCAUGCCUGAAGCCAAAAAGCCAGCGCACCGACGCGGAAUCUGCGAGGAUGAAUCUUCUCACGGAGUGAUAAUGGAAAAAUUCAUCAAGGAUGUGUCACGCAGCUCCAAAUCCGGAAGAGCCAGGGAGCUGAACGAGCGUCCUCCUCCGAGGUUCCCCAGGCCCAGCGACAACUGGAAGGACAGCUCCUCAACCAAAAGAGAGUCAGUGGCCCAGGAGAGGGCUCCCGAAGGGCCCACGUUCAGGGGGGGUUUCAGGGUCAACACAGAGCUGCUCUCCAGGAGCCGGGCUCUAGAAAGGAAGAGGCGCUACCACUUCGAUUCUGAUGAGAAGGGUUCAGGCCAUGAGCAUAAGAGCUGUGUGAGGAAGAAGCCCUUUGAGUGUGGUAGUGAGGUGAGACAGGCUAUGAGCAUGGGUAGCCUCAACUGCGCGCCCCCCUACUCUGAUGCUCAGCCAGCUGAUUUGGGGGCAGACCCAUACGUGUGUGAUGAGUGUGGCAGGACAUUCAGUGUCAUCUCUGAGUUUGUCGAGCACCAGAUCAUGCACACCAGGGAGAACCUCUAUGAGUACGGAGAAUCCUUUAUCCACAGUGUAGCUGUCAAUGAAGUGCAGAAAGGUCAGGGAGGGAAACGCUUUGAGUGUAAGGAAUGCGGGGAAACCUUCAGCAGGAGCGCUGCCCUGGCAGAGCAUCGCCAAAUCCAUGCUAGAGAGUACCUCGCCGAAUGCAGAGGUCAGGGUGAUGAGGACACCAUCAUGCCUAGCCCGACCUUCAGUGAGCUGCAGAAGAUGUACGGCAAAGACAAGUUCUAUGAGUGCAAGGUGUGCAAGGAGACCUUUCUGCACAGCUCCGCCCUGAUCGAGCACCAGAAAAUCCACGGCAGAGGCAACCCAGGAGAUGACAGAGAAAACGAGCGCGAGCGCGAACGCGAGCGCAUGCGUGCACGCGCACGGGAGCAGCGGGAACGGGAACGCGAGCGUGAGCGCGAGCGGGAGCGGGAGCUCGGAGAACCCUUUCUGACCUGCCCCAACUUCAAUGAGUUUCGGGAAAUGUACCGGAAAGACAAGAUCUACGAGUGCAGGGUGUGCGGGGAAAGCUUCCUCCACCUCUCCUCCCUGAGGGAGCAUCAGAAGAUCCACACCAGAGGAAACCCAUUUGAAAAUAAGAGCAGGGUGUGCGAAGAGACCUUCGUCCCCAGUCAGUCCCUCAAGAGGCGCCAGAAAACUUUCCGGGAGAAGCUGCUCGAGUUUAGCAAUGCCAGAAAUGCAUUGAUGGAAAACACAGGCCCCGGUGACCACCAGAAAAAUCGUUCUCGAAAGAAUUUCUUUGAAGUCAGGGGAUUUGAGAAGCCCUUUGCUGAAUCUCAGAAGAGUCACACAAUAACAAGACCACCUGGAAACAAAGAUGACGACAAGCCGUUCACCAUCAGCACCAACCCUAAUGACAAGCCGAAAUUCCCCACCAUGGAAAAUGGAAGCCAGGGGAAACCUUACCAGAGGUCCGUCAUUCACAGCUUGGGCCCUGCAGAAGUUCAGAAGAGUCGUGGGGCGCUCUUCACUAAACCCAAACCACUGGUAGAGUCUAGCACCCAGACCUCGGGUAUCUUUAACCACCGCAGAGUCCUGUCUGGACUCUAUGAAGGAAAGGAAUACAAGGGAUCCAUCAUCCACAGCUUGCCUGCUCCUCGCCCUCUGAAACGUCACAGAACAAAUAACCAGAUUGGAUGCAAUGAGGAGGGAGAGUCCUCCAUUUUCAUCUCAGAUCUUAACAAUAAACGUCGGAAGAUUCCUACCGGAGAAAACACUUACGAAGGAAGUACCAGCAACAGCCACAAAGAUCCCAUCCUCCCGAUUAUCCCUCGGGCUGAGCCUCCAAGUCUUUCGGGAGAAUCCCGUGAUGUCACAUUUUCAGUUCCCAGCUCAAGUGUUCGUGAACACCAGAAAGCUCGUGCCAAAAAGAAGUACAUUGAGGCCAGGAACAACGAGACCUCUGUAAUUCACUCCCUGGGGCCUUUUGGCGACCUGCAAGCAAUUCGCCGCAGAGCCAAGAUCUUUGAGUGCCAGGAAUGUGGGGAGGCCUUUGCUCGUAGGUCUGAGCUCAUUGAGCACCAGAAGAUUCACGACAGAGAGCGGCCCUCCGGAAGCCGGCAUUAUGAGCGAUCUGUCAUCCGCAGCCUGGCCCCUAGCGACCCUCAGACCAGUUAUGCCCAAGAACGUUUCAUUCAAGAGCAAGUGCGCAAAUUCAGAGAGUUUGGUCAGCGCUCUGCUACCAGCAACAGCCUCACUGUACAGAAAAUCUAUACCCAAGAGAAAUAUUAUGCCGAGGAGCCUCAUGCUAAAGAAACUCAUGGCCAGAAGAUUCAUGACAAAGAGCCCAAGGGUAAGGAGCCCCAUGGCCAGGAGCCCCAUGGCGAUGAGCCCCAGGACAAGGAACCCGUUGAUCAGGAGAUGCACAGUGAAGAGACCCAUGGUGAUAAGCCCAAUGGCCAGGAGCCUCACGGCGAUGAGCCCCAUGACAACCAACCCAUCGAUCAGGAGAUGCGCAGCGAAGAGCCUCACGGUGACGAGCCCCAAGGUGAGGAGUCCCAAGGCCAGGCGAAAGUCGAAGACAUCACCACUCAGGCCUCAAGUCCCGAUGAGCACCGGAAAGAUGACGUCAGCGACACAAUCCACGAAUGCCAGGAUUGUGGCCUGGGCUUCUCCGACCUCACAGACCUCACCAGCCACCGGGAUGUCCACAGCCACAAGUCUCUGGUUGACAGUCGCGAAUACGCACACUCGGAGGUUCAUGUCCACUCCGUCAGUGAAUUUGAGAAAAAAUACUCGGGAGAGAAGCUGUACGAAUGUCCCAAGUGCGGGGAGUCUUUCAUUCACAGCUCGCUGCUUUUCGAGCACCAGCGCAUCCACGAACAAGACCAGCAGUCCUCAGCAAAGACCUGUGACGACGGCUUCGUCGCUGUCUUACCCGCGAGGCCAAGGAGGAACCGCGCCACUGAGGUGAAUCCCGCCGUGGCUGGCUCAGCCAUUCGAUGCCGUCAGUGUGGGCAAGGCUUCAUUCACAGUUCUGCCCUAAAUGAGCACAUGCGACAGCACCGUGACGACGAAGCAAUGGAGCAGGGCGAGUUGGCAGAGGAGAUCUUCAUUCAGGGCCUGGCCCUCACCGAGUACCAGGGAAGCGAGACCGAGGAGAAGCUCUUCGAGUGCACCAUCUGCGGGGAAUGCUUCUUCACUGCCAAACAGCUCGGGGACCACCACACCAAAGUUCACAAGGAUGAGCCCUACGAGUAUGGGCCUUCCUACACCCAUGCCUCCUUUCUCACCGAGCCUCUCAGGAAGCACAUCCCACUGUACGAGUGCAAAGAUUGCGGGCAGCCCUUCCUCGACGACACAGUCCUCACCGAGCGCAUGGUGUUUCACCCAGAGCGAGAGGGGGGAUCAGACAUAGUAGCCGCCACCGCCCAAGAGGUCGAAGCCAAUGUCCUCAUUCCACAAGAAGUACUGAGGAUCCAGGGGUCGAAUGCAGAAGCUGCUGAGCCCGAGGUGGAGGCCGCGGAGCCCGAGGUGGAGGCCGCGGAGCCGGAGGUGGAGGCCGCGGAGCCUAACGGAGAGGCCGAGGGACCAGAUGGAGAAGCCGCUGAGCCAGACGGAGAAGCUGAGCAGCCCAAUGGAGAGGCGGAGCAGCCAAACGGCGAUGCCGAUGAGCCCGACGGAGCCGGGAUCGAAGACCCCGAAGAGAGAGCCGACGAGCCCGAGGAAGAAGUUGAAGAGCCAGAGGGAGACGCGGAUGAGCCGGAUGGUGCAGACAUCGAAGACCCAGAAGAGGAAGGGGAAGACCAGGAGAUUGAGGUCGAAGAACCAUACUACCACUGCCACGAGUGCACAGAGACCUUCGCUUCCAGUGCAGCGUUUGGCGAACACCUGAAAAGCCACGCCAGCGUGAUCAUCUUCGAGCCAGCCAACCCUCUCGGAGAGUCCUCCGGCUACAUUGAACGUGCCAGCACCAGCGCAGGCGGCGCCGAGCAGGCCGAUGACAAGUACUUCAAAUGCGACGUGUGCGGGCAGCUCUUCCACGACCGCCUCUCCCUUGCCAGACACCAGAAUUCUCACACUGGCUGAGAAUCCAGGCCAAGGAAAAACAACAAAACAAAAACAGGACAAAAACCAAACCUUCCUCCCAGAACCAGACCCUUAAUAAAUCACAGAGAGAGCCUACACCAACCCACAAUGUUAAUAGAAAUCCACCUUGCUAUACUCACGCCGGACUUCUCAUCGGAUCGC